This is a messenger RNA of Sitophilus oryzae (rice weevil), 840 nucleotides long. Its product is annotated as facilitated trehalose transporter Tret1-2 homolog. The transcript has a single exon. Gene Ontology annotation, cellular component: membrane. The record is from RefSeq and is a predicted model, not a curated record. The coding region runs from base 1 to 840 and encodes 279 amino acids. Gene Ontology annotation, biological process: transmembrane transport. NCBI's taxonomy places the organism in Eukaryota, Metazoa, Arthropoda, Insecta, Coleoptera, Curculionidae. Gene Ontology annotation, molecular function: transmembrane transporter activity.
AUGAUUUUUAUCUGGAUGCCCGAAUCGCCUUAUUACUACGCGAUGAAGGGCCAGGACGAGAAAGCAAGUGGCUCUCUAAAGUGGCUUUUAAGAAAGGAGAACGUGGAACCCGACUUCCUGCAGCUAAAAGCCGACGUUAACCGACAGAUAUCCGAAAAGAGCACUUGGUCCGAUUUGUUUACCAUUAAAAGUAACCGGAGGGCAUUAGCAGCGUGUAUAUUCCUGCAAGUGAGCCAGGCCUUGGCCGGCAUAUCGAGCUUUGAAACGUACGUGCAAUAUAUUUUCGAAAAAUCCGGAAGCUUAACCGUCAGUCCUCAGGUAUCGGCCAUGUUUUUUUCCGGACUGUUGUGUAUAGUUAUGACCGGGCUGGUUUUUACCGUGGACCGGACAGGAAGGCGAAAAUCUAUGGUUAUAUCCUGUUUGGGUUCCGCUAUUCUACUUUUAUCCGAAGCCAUUUAUUUUUAUCUCAAGGACACUGUGCCCGAUAUAGAUUUUUCUCGAUUACAGUGGUUUCCUUUGGCCGGACUAAUAACCUAUGUGUUUUUUUAUUCCGUAGGGUUGGGAUUACUUCCGUCCCUGAUGGCGGGUGAACUUUAUUCUGUCAGUAUUAAAGGUAAAGCUCUUUCGGUGACGAAUGUCGCGAUGGGUUUUAUCGUCUUCGUCGGCACAUUCACGUUUAAAAGUCUGAACAGUGUGACCGUGUUAUACGCUCCAUUCUUAGUUUUUGCUUGUUGUACGUUCUGUUCGUUCGUAUUGUCGUUUUUUAUUAUUCCAGAAACAAAAGGCAAGACUCUCGAGGAAAUCCAGCAAAUGCUCAAGGGAAACAGUAUAAAAAUGUAG